Messenger RNA from Acinonyx jubatus (cheetah), 2530 nucleotides. RefSeq lists its product as uncharacterized. The transcript has 3 exons. The record is from RefSeq and is a predicted model, not a curated record. NCBI's taxonomy places the organism in Eukaryota, Metazoa, Chordata, Mammalia, Carnivora, Felidae. The coding region runs from base 626 to 1069 and encodes 147 amino acids.
UCCAGCCGCGACAGAUCUCGAGCCCAUGUGGCAUUGCUUACAGAGCUUCCCAGCCUGUGAGUCAGGCGUCCCACCACCACCACCACCACCACCAGGAGCUGCCUGCGAGUGAGGUUUACCCACAAUUUCUCCCGGUUCGGGGGAGCCAAGCGGCGCUGGAAUCCAGCAUCUGGGGGGGGGGGGCGCUCGGGACAGGCUCCCCCGGCUUCCGCAGCCGCACAGAGAGGCUACCCGCGCCGGGGUCCGCACACACGACAAUCACCAACCCCUCCCCAACUAGCAGGGCACGCAGGGAAAGCAGGGCGCGAGGCUGUGCCACCCAGCCGGCCGAAGAAGCGGGAGCCCCGUGGGCUGGCCGGGAAAUCACGGCGCCGAGGCACCGAAAGCGAUCUCGGGGUCCUCACCGUGCGCCGACUCUGCGCUGGGCGCUCAAGGGCUGGGAAGGGGCUAGGAGCUGCCCGGACGCGGGAAGCCCACGGCGCCGGCUCCACGCCUCGCGCGCCCUCCAGCAGCCCAGCCUAGCAGGGCCCGGGCGCGCAGCCCGCGCCACUCCGCGCGGGGCAGGGGACGUGGCUUUCCGCCUCCCGCCGGCACCCUACGACCCGCCCGAGACCCCGGAAGAAAGAUGAGCCGCGCGGGGCCCAGAACUGCGACCGCCGCCGCCCCUCCGCUUACCGCUCCCCGCCGCGGCUUCGUCCUCCCGGGCGUUGCCUCCCCAGCCUCGGCCCCGGCUCCGCGGCCCCCUCACUCCACGGCGCCCGGGCCCCCCCCCCCCCGGCGCCCUCUGAGCCGAGCCCUCAGCGCGCCCGCCGCGCCUCGGGUGCCGGUGGGCGCCGCGCCACGGGAUGCGCAGCUUCAGCCUCGGGCGGCGCUACUGCGAGCCGAGCGGGCGGAAAAUGCAUAUGAAGAGAGAUUACUUACCAACAGGUCAAGAGGAAGUGGUUUCAUUAAAUUUUUAAAUGUUCACACAGGUAAUCAUAAUGUGCAACCAGGAUUUAGAACUCUUCAAAAGUGUCAGUACCCGUUGUCAUUUGCUCCCCUCUUCACCCCCAGUUUUGCCUUCAAUUGAUUGGAAUCUGUUUCUGGAUUACAUCUACUCUUGCAAAGCCUGCCCCCCACCCCCCACCCCAUACAACAGGCCUCGAAGAUCUGCCAUUCUGGUGUUUUCCAGGAAGCAUCUGGCACAUCAGUUCCACAGAAGAGUGCUUCAGUGUGCCUGGGUACCUACCAACUCCAUCAGCUCUUCCUCAUCCUUUCUGAAAAGCUCUUGGAAGGCAGUUUCUUUUGUCAUCGUCCCUCUCAAAAUGUGACCCCAACAAUAAAUUCAAGGUUUCAUCCCAAAUAACACAGAGUAAAAAAAUGGUUAAUGGCUUUGUUCUAAUUACGGUAUUUCCUCAAGUAAAUCCUGUGGGCUCUUAUGGCAGCAGUAUUACCCUCAUGACUCCUAUAUUACAAUCCACUAAAAUUCUGAAGCAGUCGUCUUUUUCACAACUGCCCAGAAACACACCUUCCUGACCUAUACUCAUUAUUGCUGGUGUUCAUCACUUAACAUGUGAUUGAUUCCAUUAAGUUCGAUUGUGCUAAGUUAGGCCUCUUCUUCUAGCUUGUUGACAUGUUGAAUAUCACUGAUGUAAUUGAGUAAUUCUACCUUCCAAUUUUGUCUUCUGCACAUUCGGUCUGUGUGCCGUGUCAUCAUUCAAGUCCUCAUUCCCAGGCACUUUCCACUGCCAACUGACACUGAAUCAGCACGCUGUUGAUGAAUAUUCUCAUCAAUGGAGAAUCCAUGUGUUACUUAAUUAUAUUUUCUUUUGUCGUCCCAGAGCAGCAGCUAAUGUGCAUGUGUGCGUGGUGUCUUUGUGGAAAUUAGUAAAAGUUACCCACCCUUACCCAGGCCAACAGAUUAGGAAAAAGCAAUUUCUACCACCCAGAUACAGCUGAAACAACAGAUGUGUUUUGUCUAUUAGAUGUCCUUGCUCUACUGGUGUAGCAAUAUUGUCAAAAAAAGGAAACAACUACUUAGUGAAUUCUUGUUAACUUCUGGAUUUCUUCCUUUUCUAAGUGCCCAGAUACCAUUUAAGAAUUGGUUUGUUAAUUUUGUUCAAGAUCUGUAAAAAGCCCCUUGUCUUGGCUUCAGGAAUCUCGCGGCUUCUUUUUUGAAAAUUGGAACUCUACUUCUCCAUCUCUGGUCCUUUACUGUUCAUCUCUCUCUGUGCUGAUUUGAGAUGAAAGUGAUUAUUUACAAACUCUUGGCUGAGAUGUAAUUUUUGGAGACGAGAAGUUAAGCUUUAUAGAACUAGGUUAUUUCCUCACAGAUUCUUCACCUAAGUUUUCAAACUUUUACAAUGUUCAUUUCACUCUUUCGGUUAGAGGAUUAUUUUUUUCAUGAUAAAGAAGAAAAAAGGAAUGAGUUCUGUUUGUCAUCUAUCUCGAGUAGGUGCAUUCCUUCUAUGUUCUUUUUGUCUGAACAAAACAAAAAAUAUAUAUAAACAAAAUAAACUAUAUAUAUUUUUCUCCUUAGUUUAUUUUUGGC